Molecule: messenger RNA, 1063 nt
Organism: Perca flavescens (yellow perch)
Lineage: Eukaryota; Metazoa; Chordata; Actinopteri; Perciformes; Percidae
Gene: rpsa
Product: ribosomal protein SA
Exons: 8
Coding region: 114-1019 (301 amino acids)
Biological process (GO): translation
Cellular component (GO): small ribosomal subunit; ribosome
Molecular function (GO): laminin receptor activity; structural constituent of ribosome
Source: RefSeq, a predicted model, not a curated record
AUUUAUAGUACGUCAUUUCCUCCCAACGCCCUCUUUUUCACCGUCUGGUCAGAUUUCCAUACGGCGUUGUUUCGUGCUCUCCCAUCACUCGUAACGCAGGGAAAGUGGUCACGAUGUCCGGAGGUCUGGAUGUCCUUCAAAUGAAGGAGGAGGAUGUGCUGAAGUUUCUGGCAGCAGGAACCCAUCUGGGAGGCACCAACUUGGACUUCCAGGUGGAGCAGUACGUCUACAAGAGAAAAAGCGACGGUGUGUACAUCAUCAACCUAAAGAAGACCUGGGAGAAGCUGCUGCUGGCUGCUAGGGCCAUCGUUGCCAUUGAAAACCCAGCUGAUGUGUGCGUCAUCUCCUCCAGGAACACUGGACAGAGAGCAGUGCUGAAGUUUGCCUCUGCCACUGGUGCCACCACCUUCCACGGUCGGUUCACCCCUGGUACAUUCACCAAUCAGAUCCAGGCAGCUUUCAGGGAGCCCCGUCUCCUGAUUGUGACAGACCCCCGUGCUGACCAUCAGCCCCUGACUGAGGCUUCCUACGUCAACAUCCCCACCAUUGCCCUGUGCAACACUGACUCCCCGCUCGGAUAUGUGGACAUUGCCAUCCCCUGUAACAAUAAGGGUCACCACUCGGUGGGUCUGAUGUGGUGGAUGUUGGCCAGGGAGGUUCUCAGGAUGAGGGGAACAAUCUCCAGGGAGCACCCAUGGGAGGUCAUGCCAGAUCUGUACUUCUACAGGGAUCCUGAAGAGAUUGAGAAGGAGGAGCAGGCUGCUGCUGAGAAGGCUGUCGGAAAGGAGGAGUUCCAGGGUGAAUGGAGCGCUCCUGCUGCAGAGUUCACCCAGCCAGAGGUGGCUGAUUGGUCUGAGGGUGUUGCUGUGCCAUCUGUGCCCAUCCAACAGUUCCCUACAGCUGCUGCAGCUGUAACAAAGACAGAGGACUGGAGCACUCAGCCGGCCACAGAGGACUGGUCCACUGCUCCCACCGCCCAGGCAUCUGACUGGGGAGGUGCUGCUGCUGAUUGGUCUUAAAUCAUUGACUAUGGCAACAAUAAAACGGUGUUUUCACACUUUGA